Molecule: messenger RNA, 1175 nt
Organism: Cyprinodon variegatus (sheepshead minnow)
Lineage: Eukaryota; Metazoa; Chordata; Actinopteri; Cyprinodontiformes; Cyprinodontidae
Product: regulator of G-protein signaling 9-binding protein-like
Exons: 5
Coding region: 100-834 (244 amino acids)
Biological process (GO): G protein-coupled receptor signaling pathway
Cellular component (GO): neuron projection
Source: RefSeq, a predicted model, not a curated record
UGUACAGAUUUAAGACCCGCAGCGAUUGAGAGGGAAUUAUUUUUGCUGCAAUCUACCCAUGUAAAAAGAAGUACACACUCAGAUUCAGGUGGCUGCAUCAUGAGUCGAUGGCGUCGUUCAGUGGACGAACUCACAGCCGGGAGGAGGCGACAGCAGACAGAGUGUGAGCGCGCUCAGAACGCUCUAAGUCGCGUCACUUCCUGUUUCCAACAAUUGGUGGCGUCGCUUGGCAGUUCAGCCGAUAGCAGUUUCCUACGUGAGGAGAUUGACGAGACGAGAGCUCUGGCUCACCGGAUCUGCUCAGGCCUGUCCCGUCGUCUUCUUCGCCUGCUGUCCGCCUGUGACGCCGCCCCAGUAGCUACAGAGGAUAGACAAGCUUCGGAGCGUCUCUGGGUCCUCUUCCUGUCUGCAGUGGAGAACUUCCUGUCUGACCUCCGAAAGGCCAAAGACCUGAUUGGCCAAUUUCCUUUGACUCAACGAUCUAACAGACGAUCAUUGGUAAACACAGGAUGUACUGAUGGUCUGGUGGGUCUGGCGGCCCGAGUGGCUCUGGUCCAGAUUCCCUGGCUGGUUUUGGAGGAAGAGCCGAGUCCUGAUUUGACCAAUCACAUCGCAGGACUGGAGUCCCUGCUAAGUGAGCUGCAGCAGAGAGUUCCAGUAGCUUUCUGGUCAGUGGAAGCAACCCAACCAGCAUGGGCAGAAGCUCUCAGUGACCAGGAAGGCCCAGAGGACAGCCUGGAGGAUAUGAUGGUUGAGGUGGUUUCCAGUGAUAGCAGCAGAAACGUGUCUGUUUGUUGCCAGGGAACAUGCUGUGGACUCAGCUGUGUAGUUUAAUCAUGGAAACUUCCAGGUUAUUUUGCUUUCUCCAAAGUAAAGAGAACCAGUUCCUUUGUAACAAAGGAACAUCAGGAACUAGAGGUAGAUCUAUAUAUCUUUCAACUAAUAGUUUUUUUUUUUUUUUGCUGAAUCAGCAUUAGCCCAUACACGCAUUCCUUUGCAGAUUUAUUAGUGCACUGAGCAGCAAUGCCUUGAGAUUACAUAUGUCUGCAUUAUCACUUCCUGCUUUUGUUAUCCAUUGUUAACAUUUUGGUUAUUUGUGAAUAAGGAUUUAUUUUUAUGUUUAAAUUGAAACUUUUAUUAAUGUAAUGUUUUGUGUAAAUGAAGGAAAACCAAUA